This is a messenger RNA of Sarcophilus harrisii (Tasmanian devil), 4078 nucleotides long. Its product is annotated as TRPM8 channel-associated factor 2-like. The transcript is spliced from 8 exons. Gene Ontology annotation, molecular function: DNA-binding transcription factor activity; sequence-specific DNA binding. Bases 160 to 2910 code for a protein of 916 amino acids. The record is from RefSeq and is a predicted model, not a curated record. NCBI's taxonomy places the organism in Eukaryota, Metazoa, Chordata, Mammalia, Dasyuromorphia, Dasyuridae. Gene Ontology annotation, biological process: regulation of DNA-templated transcription.
ACCAGGAAGUGGAGAGGAGGGAGACUCUCAGACACACCCCCUCCUGCCAGCAAGUCUCUAGUCUCACUUAUUCCUCCUUGUCACUUCUCCGGAGGCUUCUCCUUUCUCCUUGUGAUCCCGGAGCUGAAUCUGAAAGACAGGAAUCAGGCUAAAAAAGCCAUGGCGGUGUCUCCAUCAGAUGAUUUUGAGGUCCUAGUAAAAGGGCUGAACAGUUGGAAUCUCCCCAGUGGCCCUGUCCCUUGUGAACUACUGUUGAUUGGUGAAGCUGCCUUCCCAGUCCUGGUAAAUAAGAAUGGCCAAGUCUUCAUUGCUGCUUCACAAUAUGGCCAGGGUCGCAUGGUAGUCAUGUCCCAUGAAGGCUACCUGCAAGAUAGCAUUCUGGCUCAGUUUCUUUGCAAUGCUGUGGGCUGGCUCAACCAGAGACCAGGAACUGUUGUUGGGGUGCACACAUCUGUGGAACCUCUUGCUGGCAUUCUCCAUGACUCUGGAAUGGAGGUACAAAUUAUGAAUGGCCUUGAAGACUCUGUUGGAGUUUACUGCAUCAAUGCCUAUGACAGCACCUUGGCCAAAGAGAUGAUUCAAUUUGUGAAAAAUGGUGGGGGCUUACUUAUUGGGGGCCAAGCUUGGUAUUGGGCAAGUCAACAUGGACGUGACAAGGUUCUGUCCAAUUUCCCUGGGAACCAGGUGACCAGUGUAGCUGGUGUGUACUUCACUGAUGCCUUUGGAGAUACAGGCUUCCUCAAAGUCUCUAAGAAAGUGCCUAAAAUUCCACUUACACUCAGGUUUGGGGAGGAACUCUCUCAGGACCAAGAGCAACUCCUGGAUGGAAUCACAGAGCUGGAUAUUAAUACUGGUGGACAGCCUUCUCAGCUUCUGGUUCAUGGAGCCUUGGCUUUCCCUCUCGGGCUAGACUCUUCACUUAACUGCUUCCUGGCAGCUGCCCGCUAUGGCCAGGGUCGAGUGGUACUUGCUGCUCAUGAGAGCAUGCUCUGUGCCCCAAAACUGGGCCCUUUUCUGUUCAAUGCUGUUAUCUGGCUAACAGGAGGACAAGCAGGCAGAAUUGGUGUUAACACUAAUCUUAAAAAACUAUUUACUUUAUUGUCUGAUAGAGGCCUGAACUGCAGCCUAGAAUCUCAUCUGACCCCUGGCUUGAGUGUUUACUGCUGCUCAGCCUACAGUGACCAAGAGGCAAAGAAGCUGCAUGAGUUUGUGGCAGAGGGUGGAGGGCUACUGAUUGGGGGCCAAUCCUGGUGGUGGGCCUCCCAGAAUCCUGGCAAGCAUGCUGUGGCUGAUUAUCCUGGAAACCACAUCCUCAACCCCUUUGGUCUCAGCAUCCUAGGUUACUAUCUCCAAAGUGGACGGUUUCCUGUCCUUGUGCCCAGUGAAAGGAACUAUCAUUUCCGCUUAGCAUUGUCUCACUUCCAAGAUGAAGUAAAAGGAGACAAAGCCUUGGCAGAAAACUGGCAUUCUAAGCUAAUGAGGGACUGUGGGGCCUUCCUGAAGAUUCCUGCAGAAGGAGUCCCCGCUUAUGCCUCCCUGCACAGAUUCUUAAAGAAAGUGCUCAAGCAAACUGGCAUCCCCCAUGUCAGUGAGGAUCAUCCUGUGCACAGCAAUUCCUGUGAGGCUACACUGCUCUGUGUGGCCACUGAACUUACUCGAACUGGGACAGAUUGCUUUUCACUGGUCCACGGAGCUAGUAACGGGACUUGUCCUUCUCAAUUGUAUUCCCCAGGAUCCCCUGUCACCGUGGAGAUCAAUGGUACCAGUCCAGAUGAUACUACAUGGGUGAGCACUGGACUCUACCUCCCUGCAGGCUUUACUGUAUACAUCAGAAUGCCAAGUGCUGUGUCUGCUGACCUACAGGUACAAAUCGGCUGCCACUCUGAUGAUCUCAGUGGGGCCAAGAAGCUUUGCCGAGCACCCGUGGUAAUUCAUCGCUGCUGCCUGGACAGACCAGAGCUGUCAGUCUCCUGCCUCUGGGGGGGCCUCAUCUAUAUACUUGUGCCAAAGGGCAGUAACCUGGGUCCUGUGCCAGUCACCAUCUCUGGAGCCGUGCCUGCUCCAUACUUCAAGCUGGGGGAGACAUCUCUGGAAGAGUGGAAGAGCUCUAUCCGCCAUCACCCAGUGCCCUGGGGGGAACUGGCAACAGACAAUAUCAUCCUUACAGUGCCUUCUGAAUGUCUUGAAGACCUAGAAAACCCAGAGCCACUGCUUCAUCUCUGGGAUGAUAUGAUGGGAGCCGUGGCCAGACUUGCAUCAAUAAGCUUCCCUUUCCCUCGACCCGAGAGGAUUGUAGCUGAUGUACAGAUCUCAGCUGGCUGGAUGCAUUCAGGAUAUCCUGUAAUGUGCCACAAGAAGUCAGCAGAGGAAUUAGUCAAUGAGAAGAAAAUAAAAUGUAAUGGCCUCUGGGGUCCCAUCCAUGAGCUAGGCCACAAUCAGCAACGAGGUGUCUGGGAGUUCCCCCCACAUACAACUGAGGCUACUUGCAACUUGUGGUCUGUCUAUGUACAUGAGAUGGUGCUAGGCAUCCACCGGAGUCGGGCUCACCCUGCCCUGACUCCCUCAAAGAGGGAAACAAGAGUAAAAGAAUACCUGAGAAAAGGGACUCCCCUGAAAGAAUGGAGUGUUUGGACAGCACUGGAGACUUAUUUGCAGCUACAGGAGGCUUUUGGCUGGGAACCUUUUACACAAAUCUUCAUGAAAUAUCAGACCUUAUCAGGAGUGCCCAACAACAAUCCUGGCAAGAUGAACAUGUGGAUAAAACAGUUCUCUCAUCAAGUACAGAGGAAUUUGGCUCCUUUCUUCCAGAGCUGGGGCUGGCCUGUCGAGGAGGAGGUGGCUGCUUCCCUGGCCUGCCUCCCUGAGUGGCAAGAGAAUCCCAUGAAAGCAUACCUUCUCAUGCAAAAUUAAGGGAUUCCCAUCAGGUUGAAUGAAUCUGGGGGCAGGAUAUAGCACCAUUUCUAAAACUCAAUCUAUAAAUUGAGAGGGAAAUACUCUCUAGAGUACUGCAUCUAUGCAGUGAGUCAGCCCUAUUGAAACAGCAAAUAUUUAUUGAUCAUCUUUGGUGUUCAAGAUACCAGAGGAUGUUAAGGGAGUUAAGUUAUCAGGAGUAUGUCACCUAUCUGAAAAUGAGAAAUCCAUAUGGAAACUUGCUCUUCUGUCUCCAAAAGAGGCCUUAGAACGCAUUACAAAUUAGUAUCAAUUAUUCCUUCUCUGGGCAGCUGUUUUUGAUUUCAAUGUGCUAUUAUUCACCAAUAUUAUAAUACCGAGAGCAUUGGAUUUGGAGUUGGGACUUUGGUUUGAAUCCUAUCUUUGCCAUGUAGUGCUUCUGUGACAGGAAGUUACUAAAUCUCUUUGGGCCUCAAUUUCCCUGUCUUUCAAAUGACAGAACUGGACUUGAUGAUCUCUAAAGUCCUAGAGUUUAAAAGUCGACUCUAAACCUAGGAUAAUAUGAAAUUCUUUCCUGAUCCUGAGACAGGUUCAACUUGUCUUUUUAGGAAUCCAAAAUAUUUUAUCUGAGCUUUUAUUUUUAAUCCAUUGUUCUGAAUAUCUGGAUAUGGUCCCAAAGUGAGACGUAAAUUUAUCAUAAGACUCAGCAGGCUCUUAACUUGUCAUGGCUAGUUCAUAUUAUGAUAGCUCCUAUAUGCAAAAUGUUGUAAAGUUUAAACUUUUCAAAGCUUAUACUGCAUUAAGACUUUUGGGAUGAUAUGUCAUUUCUUUUAUAAUUUUUUAUAAUCAAAACCUACUUUUUAUGUGAUACCCAGGACCUUCUCUAAGUUUUUAAGGUGCAUUUUCAGAAAAUUUCAGAAAAAUCCAGUCCAUUAAAGAGGAUAUUAAAUUAAAUUUUAAAUUUAAUUUAAAUUAAAAUUUUCUGGAGUAUGCCUUAAGCUACAGGAAAAGUACUGUAAAAUCACAAAUAUGAUAACCAAAUCUAUUAUGGUUUGCCACCAUCAAUUCAUUCUAUCUGCCAAUAUCCUUUUCAUGAAGAAAGAAACAAUGGCUUCAUUAUUUGAAUGUGAAAAAACUAAAAAAAAUUCUAUCCAUUUCUUGAUGACCUCAAUAAAUCAAUCAAUAAACA